AUGAAGUACAUCCCGCACCCGCAGCCGAGUCCGAUGUCGCCAAUCCGUGGAUGGCUGCCGGCGCAGGCCGAGUCCGUGCACUGGACGCUGCACCCAGCGAGCCCAGCCAGGAGCCGGAGGAGGAGGCGCCCUCUGACGGACGACCUGGCCGUGUUCGCCAAGCAGUUCAAGCAGCGCCGGAUUAAGCUGGGCUUCACGCAGGCCGACGUGGGCCUGGCGCUCGGCACGCUCUACGGCAACGUCUUCAGCCAGACGACCAUCUGCCGCUUUGAGGCGCUGCAGCUCAGCUUCAAGAACAUGUGCAAGCUGAAGCCGCUGCUGCAGAAGUGGUUGGAAGAGGCCGACUCUACCACGGGCCUGACGGCAUCCGUCGAUCGGAUGGCCGCGCAGGGCCGAAAGCGGAAGAAGCGCACCAGCAUCGAAGUGUCGGUCAAGUCGCUGCUGGAGCAGCACUUCAUGAAACAGCCGAAGCCGGCGUCGCCCGAGAUCAGCAGCCUGGCCGGCUCACUGCAGCUGGAGAAGGAGGUGGUGCGCGUCUGGUUCUGCAACCGCCGCCAGAAGGAGAAGCGCCAUGACACCGCUGGGCCCGUGCACGGGCUACGAUAA
This is a messenger RNA of Pollicipes pollicipes, 606 nucleotides long. RefSeq names its product POU domain, class 3, transcription factor 3-like. Gene Ontology annotation, molecular function: RNA polymerase II cis-regulatory region sequence-specific DNA binding; DNA-binding transcription factor activity, RNA polymerase II-specific. NCBI's taxonomy places the organism in Eukaryota, Metazoa, Arthropoda, Thecostraca, Pollicipedomorpha, Pollicipedidae. Gene Ontology annotation, biological process: regulation of transcription by RNA polymerase II. The record is from RefSeq and is a predicted model, not a curated record.